Molecule: messenger RNA, 4068 nt
Organism: Symphalangus syndactylus (siamang)
Lineage: Eukaryota; Metazoa; Chordata; Mammalia; Primates; Hylobatidae
Product: UDP-glucose:glycoprotein glucosyltransferase 2-like
Biological process (GO): ERAD pathway
Cellular component (GO): endoplasmic reticulum
Molecular function (GO): UDP-glucose:glycoprotein glucosyltransferase activity
Source: RefSeq, a predicted model, not a curated record
UAUUGUUUCUGAAAACAAGUGUUCAUAGUCGGUUGGAGGUUAUUUAUAAUCCUACAUCAAAAAUAAAUGAAGAGAACAUAGCUAUUUCUAGAGGAAUUUUGGCAGCUUUUCUUAUACAGAAGAACAUGUUUUUGAGAAGCUUUCUUGGGCAACUGGCAAAGGAAGAAACUGCUACAGCUAUUUACUCUGGAGAUAAAAUUAAAACAUUCCUUAUUGAGGGGAUGGAUAAGAAUGCUUUUGAGAAAAAAUAUAAUACUGUUGGAGUGAAUAUUUUUCUAACUUACCAGUUGUUCUGUCAAGAUGUACUUAAAUUGCAUCCUGGAGAAAUGGGUAUUGUCAGCAAUGGGAGAUUCUUAGGACCUUUAGAUGAAGAUUUUUAUGUAGAAGAUUUUUACUUGUUGGAAAAGAUAACAUUUAGUAAUUUAGGAGAGAAAAUUAAAGGCAUUGUUGAAAAUAUGGGAAUCAACGCAAAUAACAUGAGUGACUUUAUUAUGAAAGUUGAUGCCCUUAUGUCCUCUGUGCCUAAGCGUACAUCUCGAUAUGAUGUCACAUUUCUUAGGGAGAAUCACAGUGUUAUAAAGAUGAAUCCUCAAGAGAAUGGUAUGUUCUUCAAUGUCAUUGCUAUUGUUGAUCCAUUAACAAGAGAAGCACAGAAAAUGGCACAGUUAUUGGUUGUACUUGGCAAGAUUAUCAACAUGAAGAUAAAGUUGUUCAGGAACUGUAGGGGCAGGCUUUCAGAAGCCCCUUUAGACAGCUUUUACCGUUUUGUUCUGGAACCAGAACUGAUGUCAGGGGCUAAUGACGUUUCUUCUCUUGGACCAGUGGCAAAAUUUUUGGAUAUUCCUGAAUCACCCCUCCUAAUCCUCAACAUGAUUACUCCAGAAGGCUGGUUGGUUGAAACAGUACACAGCAACUGUGACCUUGAUAAUAUUCACUUAAAGGAUAGUGAGAAAACUGUGACAGCAGAAUAUGAACUAGAAUACUUACUACUGGAAGGACAAUGCUUUGAUAAAGUGACCGAACAGCCUCCUCGGGGUCUGCAGUUCACACUAGGCACAAAAAAUAAACCUGUUGUGGUUGAUACAAUAAUGAUGGCCAAUCAUGGGUAUUUUCAAUUAAAAGCAAACCCAGGUGCUUGGAUACUGAGGUUACACCAAGGAAAAUCUGAAGAUAUUUAUCAAAUAGUUGGGCAUGAAGGAACUGACUCUCAAGCAGACCUAGAAGAUAUCACUGUUGUAUUAAACAGCUUCAAAAGCAAGAUACUGGAAGUAAAAGUGAAAAAAGAAACAGACAAAAUUAAGGAAGAUAUCCUUACCGACGAAGAUGAAAAAACAAAAGGACUGUGGGAUUCCAUUAAAAGUUUCACAGUAAGCUUGCAUAAAGAAGACAAAAAGGAAAAAGAUGUCCUAAACAUUUUUUCAGUUGCUUCUCAUCAUUUAUAUGAACGUUUUUUAAGAAUUAUGAUGCUUUCUGUUUUGCGUAACACCAAAACACCAGUGAAAUUCUGGUUGCUAAAAAAUUAUCUCUCACCGACAUUUAAAGAAGUAAUUCCUCACAUGGCUAAAGAGUAUGGAUUCCGAUAUGAACUAGUUCAAUAUAGGUGGCCCCGUUGGCUUCGUCAACAGACUGAAAGACAAAGGAUUAUUUGGGGUUACAAAAUUCUUUUCCUUGAUGUUCUUUUCCCACUAGCAGUGGACAAAAUCAUUUUUGUUGAUGCUGUCCAGAUUGUGAGACAUGAUCUAAAAGAACUUCGAGACUUCGAUCUGGAUGGAACUCCUUAUGGGUAUACUCCAUUUUGUGAUAGCCGCAGGGAAAUGGAUGGAUAUCGUUUCUGGAAAACAGGAUACUGGGCAUCACAUCUUUUAAGACGGAAAUACCAUAUCAGUGCUUUAUAUGUAGUGGAUCUCAAGAAGUUCAGGAGAAUUGGAGCAGGUGACAGGCUCAGGAGCCAAUACCAAGCUCUCAGUCAAGAUCCAAACAGUCUUUCAAACCUAGAUCAGAAACAUAAGACACCGGACAUGGAUGAAGCUGGAAACCAUCAUUCUCAGCAAACCAACACAAGAACAGAAAACCAAGCACCACAUGUUCUAACUCAGAAGUGGGAGCUGAACAAUGAGAACACAUGGACUCAGGGAGGGGAACAUCACAGAAACCUCCAUCUUUGCUAUUAAGGCCUUCAACUGAUUAGAUGAAGCCCACCCACUGUGUGGAGGGUAAUUUGCUUUAGUUAAAGUCAACUGAUUAUAAAUGCUAAAUUGUAUCCACAGAUACUUUCCCAGCAACGUCUAGACUGCCGUUUCACCAAACAACAGGGCUCCAACAGCCUAGCCAAGCUGAAACAUAAAAUUAACCAUCACAGUACCUUUGUCAAAAAUCAAUCUGACAACACAUGUAAGGUUUAUUUCUGGAGUCGCUAUUCAAUUCCAUUGAUCUAUAUGUCUGUCCUUAUGCCAGUAACAGUGUCUUAAUUAUUAUAGCUUUUUUAUUUAUUUUUUUUUUGAGAUGGAGUCUAGCUCUGUCACCAGGCUAGAGUGCAGUGGUGGAAUCUCAGCUCACUGCAACCUCCGCCUCCCGGGUUCAAGCGAUUCCCCUGCCUCAGCCUCCCAAGUAGCUGGGACUAUAGGCAUGCACCCUCAUGCCUGGCUAAUUUUUUUGUAUUUUAGUAGAGAUGGGGUUUCACCAUGUUGGCCAGGAUGGUCUCGAUCUCCUGACCUCAUGAUCUGCCCGCCUCGGCCUCCCAAAGUGCUCGGAUUAUAGGUGUGAGCCACUGCGCCCAGCCAUUAUUAUAGCUUUAUAAUAAGCCUCGAAUUCAGCAACUGUUAAUCCUUCGAAUUUUGUUUUUUUCCACUGCUUUGGCUACUCAGAGUCUCUUGCAACUCUAGAUGAAUUUUUAGAAUCAGUUUGUCCAAUUUACACUCCUACCCACAAUGUUUAAGCAUUCCUAUUUCUCCACAGCCUCACCAGCAUCUGUUGUUUCCUGACUUUUUAAUGAUCACCAUUCUAACUGGCAUGAGAUGGUAUUUCAUUGUGGUUUUGAUUUGCAUUUCUCUAAUGACCAGUGAGGAAGAGCUUUUUUUCAUGUUUGUUGGCAACAUAAAUGUCUUCUUUGGAGAAGUGUCUGUUCAUAUCUUUUGCCCACUUUUUGAUGGGGUUGUUUUUUUCUUGUAAAUUUGUUUAAGUUAUUUGUAGAUGCUGGACAUUAGCCCUUUGUCAGAUGGAUAGAUUGCAAAAAUUUUUUCCCAUUCUGUAGGCUGCCUGUUCAUUCUGAUGACAGUUUCUUUUGCUGUGCAGGAGCUCUUUAGUUUAAUUAGAUUCUAUUUGUCAAUUUUGGCUUUUGUUGCAAUUGCUUUUGGUGUUUUAGUCAUGAAGUCUUUGCCCAUGCCUAUGUCCUAAAUGAUAUUGCCUAGGUUUUCUUCUAGGGUUUUCAUGAUUUAAAUCUUUAAUCCAUCUUGAGUUAAUUUUUGUAUAAGGUGUAAGGAAUGGGUCCAGUUUGUGUUUUCUGCAUAUGACUUGCCAGUUUUCCCAGCACCAUUUCUUUUUUUUUUUUUUUUUUUUUAGAAUGAGUCUCACUCUGUCACCCAGGCUGGAGUGCAGUGGCACGAUCUCGGCUCACUGCAAGCUCCACCUCCUGGGUUCAUGCCAUUGUCCUGCCUCAGCCUCCCGAGUAGCUGGGACUAUAGGCACCUGCCACCACACCUGGCUAAUUUUUUUUUGUAUUUUUACCAAAAAAAAGUAGAGACGGGGUUUCACUGUGUUAGCCAAGAUGGUCUCGAUCUCCUGAUCUCAUGAUCUGCCCGCCUUGGCCUCCCAAAGUGCUGGGAUUACAGGCGUGAGCCGCCACACCCAGCCUCCCAGCACCAUUUCUUAUAUAGGGACAGUGUGGCGAUUCCUCAAGGAUCUAGAACCAGAAAUACCAUUUGACCCAGCAAUCCCAUUACUGAGUAUAUACCCAAAGGAUUAUAAAUCAUUCUACUGUAAAGACACAUGCACACGUAUGUUUAUUGCAGUACUAUUUACAAUAGCAAAGAAUUGGAACCAACCCAAAUGCCAUCAAUGAUAGACUGGAUA